AUGACUCUCACUGUUGCCGCCCCCACUCAUGUGGUAGCUAUUCCUGCAGCCUUCUGGGGCCACUUGCGGCCCAUGUUGAAUCUCCUCCUCAACCUCCUCAAGAUCCAUCCCAACCUUCACAUCACGGUCUUCAUCACCCCCUCAAUCUCAUCCCACAUGCUGGUUGACCUCUACGCUUUCCAGAACAAGACAGACUCCGGAUCAGGCAGGCUCCUGGUCAUCACUUGCGGAGAGAAGCCACCCGAGGAUACGUUUGUAACUCCUGAUUUCACCGAGGAGGUCGAUAACUAUGCGAAGAUAUUGCCAGCUUUUGUUAAAGGUGUCUUCGAAGGGAAAGCUGAUCUGGGUCAUGGGAGAGUCAACAAGUUUGCCCAUGUCGUACCAAGCAAGAUCAUCUUCGACAUGUGCCAAACCUUCUUUCCGGCCGAGUUGAGAAAGAUCGCCAAGGUCCUCCACAUGCCUAUACCUCCUCUCUUCAUUUUCACACCUUUUAGUCUCGCCUCACUCUACCAACUUUUUCUCGAAGGCGGCGAUGGCAGAUAUGGCCGGAUCCUCAAGGCCGUGGAACGAGAUGUCAGCGCAGGUAUCGACAUUGCUGAAGCAUAUACCAAGCGACCUUGGGAAUUCAAUGGCUCCGUGAUCACCCCACCCGACCUGCCAUCCAAGUUUGACUAUGAGUGGUGGCCUCUGAUGAUCACUCAAGACACACCGGCUCAAGCUACUAUGGGCUUCAUCCCGACACACAGCGCUUUCCACGAUCGAGAUGUUGUCGGUGUUGUAGUGCCGUUCAUUGAAGAGCUGGAGCCGAAAGCCACUUCGACUUUAGAAGAGCGUUUGGGAAAGUCUAUCUAUGCCGUUGGUCCCCAGCUGCCAGAAGAAAUGUGGAAUGGAACCGUAUCUCAAGUCGCUCCUGAUGCCGAUGGGCAAAAGGUGAUCCGAUUCUUGGACGACCUGAAGGUCAAACAUGGCUCGAGGUCUGUCGCCUACGUCAGCUUUGGCUCCCUCUUCUUUCCCUUCACCCGUCCCGAGCUCGUCACGUACCUUCUCCAAUCCCUUCAAGAAUCCAGCACGCCAUUCAUGUUUGCUCAUCCUUCUGGUUUGAGACCUCCGCCGACAGGGCUGAUUGAACCCUUUGAAGGAUUGGAGGACGUCUGUUUAGUAAAGUUUGCUCCGCAAUGGCAGGUGUUGAACCAUGAUGCUACUGCGUUCUUUGUUACACUCCUCUCUGAAGUCCCUGUUGUCACAAUGCCUUUUGGAGGCGACCAACCGGAGAUCGCCUCUCUUUUGACUGAUAUUCUCCACGUCGGUAUCGAUCUCGAACAGUGCAAGACCUUCAAUGACCCCGCUUUCCGUACCCUUCAUGACGGCACCGAAGUGAUUGGUACUGAAAAGGCCAUAAAAGAGGAGAUGAAGGAGGCCUGGGUCAGAAUGAAGGCAUCGGACGGAAGCGAUAUGCGACUGAGAGUUAAGGAGGUAAAGAGUAGGCUUAGGGAUAGCUUGGCCAACGGACGAGCUGGGCGCGAUAUGGUGAAGCUUGGUCGAGUAGACUAA
Cryptococcus amylolentus CBS 6039 is the source of this 1551-nucleotide messenger RNA. RefSeq lists its product as hypothetical. Lineage: Eukaryota; Fungi; Basidiomycota; Tremellomycetes; Tremellales; Cryptococcaceae. The record is from RefSeq and is a predicted model, not a curated record. The coding region runs from base 1 to 1551 and encodes 516 amino acids. The transcript is spliced from 10 exons.